UAUAAAUAUAUAUACACUGAUACAGACAUGUCAUCAGAAAGCGACUUCCAGAAUGAUAUAUUGAGAUUGUACAGCGCAUCAGGUCAUGAGUUUGUACUCUCAAGAAAGAUGACCUACGUCUCUGGCACAAUCAAAUCAAUGCUUGGUGGAGAGAACUCUAACUUUAUGGAGGAUCAGAACUCAGAGAUUAAGCUUAGAGAGAUAUCAACACCAGUGUUGGAGAAGGUGAUUCAAUACUUCUACUUCAAGAACAAGUACACCAACAGCACUACAGACUUGCCAGAGUUCCCAAUCAAUGAUAAGAUCGUUGUCGAUCUCUUGUUGUGCGCUCAUUUCUUGGACACUUAA
Messenger RNA from Acytostelium subglobosum LB1, 348 nucleotides. RefSeq lists its product as hypothetical. Gene Ontology annotation, biological process: ubiquitin-dependent protein catabolic process. Gene Ontology annotation, cellular component: elongin complex. The record is from RefSeq and is a predicted model, not a curated record. NCBI's taxonomy places the organism in Eukaryota, Evosea, Eumycetozoa, Acytosteliales, Acytosteliaceae. The annotation marks the transcript as partial. Gene Ontology annotation, molecular function: protein-macromolecule adaptor activity. The transcript has 2 exons.